This is a messenger RNA of Thermothielavioides terrestris NRRL 8126, 1593 nucleotides long. RefSeq lists its product as uncharacterized. Bases 1 to 1593 code for a protein of 530 amino acids. Lineage: Eukaryota; Fungi; Ascomycota; Sordariomycetes; Sordariales; Chaetomiaceae. The record is from RefSeq and is a predicted model, not a curated record. The transcript is spliced from 3 exons. Gene Ontology annotation, molecular function: heme binding; oxidoreductase activity, acting on paired donors, with incorporation or reduction of molecular oxygen; iron ion binding.
AUGAUAACAGACCAAAUAGUGCAGGUUGUAAGCCAGCACUGGCUGGCCAUUGGCGCCGCUGUCGUCCUCGCGUGGCUGCUGAGGAACAGAUACCACAAUGGCCUCAACAAGUAUCCGGGGCCGUUCCUGGCCUCCCUAACAGACUGGUGGAGGUUCUUUGAUGUCUACGGGCGGCGGCCCGAGAGGUCACACAUCGCCCUGCACAAGAAAUAUGGGCCCGUGGUCCGGCUCGGGCCGAACACGCUCUCGUUUUCCGACCCGGAGGCGCUGAAGACCAUCUACGGGCUGAACAAGGGCUUUAUCAAGUCCGACUUCUACGUCGUCCAGCAGUCUGUUGUCAAGGGCCGCAGCCUGCCGUCGCUGUUCAGCACCACGGACAAUGACUUCCACAUGCAGUUCCGCCGCUGCGUCAACUCGGCCUUCGCCAUGUCGGCGCUGGUGCAGUACGAGCCGUUCGUCGACAACACGACCAAACUGUUCCUGAAGCAGACGGAGCGCCUCUACAUCGACCAGCCGAACCCCUGCGACUUCACCCGCUGGCUGCAGUUCUACGCCUUCGACGUCAUCGGCGAGAUCACCUACAGCAAGCGCCACGGCUUCAUCGAGAAGAACGAGGACGUCGACGGCAUCGUCGCUUAUCUCACCAAGUUGUUCCUCUACGUGGCGCCGAUCGGCCAAAUCCCGAUCCUCGACCGCCUCUUCCUCAAGAACCCGAUCUACCUCAAGCUCUCCGAGUGGGGCCUGCUGGACGCGACCUUCCCGGUGGCCAAGUUCGCGCGCGCGCGCAUGGCGGAGCGGCUGCCGGAGCUGGAGAAGGGCUCGCCGGUGCUGCCGACGUCGGCGUCGCCGACGGGCAAGUCGCCCGACCUGCUGUCCAAGUUCCUGGCCGCGCGCGAGGCCCGCCCGGACUUCAUGACGGACACGCUGGUGCAGACCAUGGCCGUGUCCAUGGCCUUCGCCGGCUCCGAGACGACCGCCAUCUCGCUGUCCUCCGUCUUCUACUUCCUGCUCCGCAACCCGGCCGCCCUGGCCCGCCUGCGCGCCGAGAUCGACGACGCCGCCCGCCAGGGCCGCUUCAGCGACUACGAGACGGGGCUCGUCACCUGGCACGAGAGCCAGACGCUGCCCUAUCUCGAUAUGUGCAUCAAGGAGGCCUUCCGGCUGCACCCCGCGCCCGGCCUGCCGCUGGAGCGGAUCGUGCCCAAGGGCGGGCUGGAGAUUGCGGGGAAGAGAAUCCCCGGCGGCACCAUCGUCGGCUGCUCCGCCUGGGUGCUACAUCGGGACGAGAAGAUCUUUGGCGAGGACGUCGAUGCGUUCAGGCCCGAGCGGUGGGAGGUCAGGAGCGAGGAGGAUGAGGCCAGGGUCAAGACCAUGAACGGCACGAUGCUGCAUUUCGGCAUGGGCAGUCGGACGUGCAUCGGGAAGAAUAUCAGCUUGCUGGAGAUUUAUAAGCUGGUGCCCACUAUGCUGCGGCGGUUUGAGGUAAGUUUUUUCUUUUCGUUUUCUUUUUUUUUUUUUUUUUUUUUUUUUUUUUUUUUUUUUUCCCUCCUUUCUCUCCUGUCCUGGAGACGCAGGAGAAGGAUAAUUUACUGA